AUGGAAUCCAUUACUUACACACAGGGCGUGUGCUGUCUACCAGAAGGUACGAUUGCAGUUUCGGAUUCCAACAACCAAUGCGUUCAGGUGUUCACCGAAAAAGGCGAAUGCGUUUUGAGGUUCGGAACCCGAGGGCGUGGGGUGGGUCAGCUGCAACGCCCCACCGGCAUCUCCACGCUGCCCAAUGGUAACUUCGUCAUCGCUGACUAUGAAAAUCGAUGUUUGUCAGUUUUCGACGCGUCAGGCAAGUUCCUGUCACGAGUGGGGGUCAACAAGCUUCUAGGCGACAGGCCGGCAUCGAAAUUGGCACGCACUUCGGCUGCCAACCGUUUGUCUGUGAGCAGCAGCGUGCCGGGUGGGCUCUGUGGUAGUCACAGUGCGAAUGCUGGCAGCUCUGUGCGGUCCCGACGAACGUCUCGCAGUUCUUUAGGUUCAGCCAUGAGCAUGUCCGGCAACCCCAGGAAACUAGUUGCUGUUGUCCCCGACGACCUGUUGGGAAGGAUUGGCAGGAAGGGACGAGCUGUCGGCGAGUUCGCUAAUCCCCAG
Messenger RNA from Notodromas monacha, 546 nucleotides. The record is from the annotation of a GenBank genome assembly. NCBI's taxonomy places the organism in Eukaryota, Metazoa, Arthropoda, Ostracoda, Podocopida, Cyprididae.